This is a messenger RNA of Aspergillus oryzae RIB40, 1032 nucleotides long. RefSeq lists its product as uncharacterized. Bases 1 to 1032 code for a protein of 343 amino acids. Gene Ontology annotation, biological process: regulation of DNA-templated transcription. The record is from RefSeq and is a predicted model, not a curated record. Lineage: Eukaryota; Fungi; Ascomycota; Eurotiomycetes; Eurotiales; Aspergillaceae. The transcript has 3 exons.
AUGUCCGGACUAGAAGUCCUCGGUAUUGCUGCCAGCAUUCUCCAGGUCGUAGAACUUGGCACCCAUCUCUCGAUUAAGCUCUAUACAUUCUGCCGCCGGCUCAAAGACACAGACCAACGCAUCCAGAGCCUGUCCAGUGAUGUUGCCUUGACGUGUAACGUUCUACGACAAUUAGGCGACAGCCUCCAACAGGAUGAGGAUGCUAAACUCUAUUCUAUGGAGGCAUUUGCUACAGCCCAACAGGUGCUGGGAGAAUGUAGAAAGCUGUUUCAACGAAUCGGCGAUGCGGUGGAUUAUCCCGACCAGAAAGCCACGAAAGGCCUUCUCAAAAAGGCGGCAAGAAAGGUCGGGUUCCUGUGUAUCGAGGAAGACCUGGAGGUUCUCAGAGUCAACUUGGAGCGCCUCAAGUCAACCAUGCUUCUGAUGCUUAAUGUAAUCAUGUAUGCUGGACAGCUGCGUAGUCGAGCAGAACUGAGCGUCCUCGAGGAGCAGCGAAUGCUGAUUCGCACACUUGUCGAAGAGAAGAAAACGAACGAAACUCAAUUUGAACGUUUGACGAAGGCUUUAGAGUCUGCCAAAAUUACGGACAAUCGGCUGAACAAACCCCAGCCAGUGACCUGUCUUACCACCACAUUUGUAUGCAAUGAUGCUCCAUUGGCGAACGAUUUACUCUCGUCGGAGCUGAGAGAGUAUUACGCCCUGGUGAAGAAAGUCCUGUCCGAGAUUGAUGCCAGUCAACCUAGACUUGAACAUGAUCAAUAUCGUCGAAUGAGAGACGACAUUCUACAAUUUUAUUACUCGGAAAUUAGCUACUGUGAAUCUCUUCACGGUCAUCAAGUUGCCCAGUGGUUCCGGGAACAAUAUUCUACACUCUGCAAGGAGGAUGUGGAUCAUUUACGACGAUUGGGGAAGCUCACGCUUGGAAUCGUACAAGUUUGGAACAAAACGGAACAAGCACAAUGCUCAGCCUAUGCCAGUCCAACAGCCCCCCAACAUAUUCAGCCAUGUAAAACAACCGGUCACAGCUCCUGA